Volvox carteri f. nagariensis is the source of this 1350-nucleotide messenger RNA. RefSeq lists its product as uncharacterized. The record is from RefSeq and is a predicted model, not a curated record. Lineage: Eukaryota; Viridiplantae; Chlorophyta; Chlorophyceae; Chlamydomonadales; Volvocaceae. Gene Ontology annotation, molecular function: metal ion binding. The coding region runs from base 1 to 1350 and encodes 449 amino acids. Gene Ontology annotation, cellular component: mitochondrion. The transcript is spliced from 12 exons.
AUGGACUGGCUUAAAGAUGGCACAAAACGAAUUACAACGCCGCUGUCACAUCCAUUGCCGGGCGUUCAGCCUGAACGCCCAGGUCUGCCGCCCUUGACACCGCCUCCGACCCAAAUUACUGUAUUGGAUAAUGGUGUCCGGAUAAUCAGCGAAGCGUCUCCUGGGCCAACAGCAAGCCUGGGCAUGUACGUCAACUCGGGCAGCAUCUACGAGACGGCAGAAAACUCAGGUUGUAGCGCAUUGUUGGAGUGUCUGGGCUUCAAGGCCACCCUUCACAGGCCAACACUGAGGAUUAUGAAGGAGGUUGAGAAGUUCGGAAACACGAUUGUAGCCAACGCCUCUAGGGAGCAGAUGUCAUACACCAUUGACUGCCUUAAGACCGGCUUCCCAGCCGCGUUGGAGCUUUUACUGGACUGCGUUCUCAAUCCGGCAUUUGAGGCUCAGGAGGUCGAGGAUCAAAAGAUGCGGCUGGCGAUGCUGCUGGGCGGCAAGGAUAUUCACGCCACGCUCAUGACGGAGCUCCUCACCCGCGCGGCCUAUCAGGGUCCGUACGGCAACCCCCUGAUUCCGGAGCCCGAAUCCAUGGCCCGCAUCACGCCCGACGUGCUCCGGUCCUUUGUCGCCCGGCACUUCAUCGCCCCGCAUCUGGUGCUUGCGGCCGCCGGGGUGGAUCACGGGGAGUUGGUGGAGCUGGCGAAACCCAUGCUGCAGGGACUGCCCGGGGCUACACCCCUGGCGGAACCCAAGCCCGAGUAUUCCAAUUUGCUGCUGGCCUUUGAGUACCGGGGCGGCUGGCGUGAUGUUCACGGCGCGGUGGUGAUGACGGUGCUGAACUACCUGCUAGGGGGGGGGAACUCCUUCUCGUCGGGGGGCCCGGGCAAGGGCAUGCACAGCCGCCUCUACACGCGGGUACUUAACAAGUACGGCUUCGUACACUCGUGCGCGUCGUUCAACUCCACGUUCAACGGGAGUGGUCUCGUGGGGAUACAGCACUGGAUUACUUUACGUAGCGGCACCAACCGUGUGGAGCUGGAGCGGGCCAAGCGGUCCGCAGUGUCCGUCAUCUGCAAUGCACUGGAGUCCAAGGCGACCAGCGCAGAGGACAUCGGCCGCCAGUACCUUACGUACGGCCGCAGGAUAAGCGGCCGCACCUACGUCGAGAUGCUGGAGGCGGUGACGCAGGACGACAUACGGCAAUUUGUACGGCGAUUGCUUUCCUCCAAACCGUCCCUUGCGGCGUACGGCGAUCGUACGGAGACCAUCGACCCACGGGCUAGUCCUGACGUGGAUGAGGUGAUACAAAAAUUUCGUGGAAGCCACACUUCGAGAGAAUUUCCGUUUGUCAAUUGA